Messenger RNA from Suillus plorans, 4215 nucleotides. RefSeq lists its product as uncharacterized. The coding region runs from base 1 to 4089 and encodes 1362 amino acids. The record is from RefSeq and is a predicted model, not a curated record. NCBI's taxonomy places the organism in Eukaryota, Fungi, Basidiomycota, Agaricomycetes, Boletales, Suillaceae. The transcript has 8 exons.
AUGGCUUCCUCUGCGACUCUGGGAGAGUUGUGCUGUACCUACGCAACCCAUGUAUGCAAAGACACCUCAUUCCCUGCUCCUGUAACAUCUACGUGCCCACUACUCCGCAAAUUUAGGAUUGCUUUUACUCCCUAUGGCUUUAUUUGCAGCUUUCAUCAUAAAGCUGUUCCGCCCAAGGCACUACUGCAGCACAUAUGGCAUAAGUCACACAAGCAGGAUUGUAAUGCUUAUUUUAAGACAGAAUUUGUUGCUGCGGUCGCACAUAUCCUACAAAGCCACUGCGUACCCCCAGAUAUGGAUGUAAUUUCAAUCCCUAGCGCCGUGCCCGACCUUAUCCCAGGACUUGAAGCUGUCUUCUCCUUCAAGUGCCCUGCUACAAACUGUCUGGAGUGGUUCAAAGCAGGGCCGGGCGAAACUACUGGGACACAGCAGCGCCGCAUAGUUUUACACUGGAAUAGCUCGCACCGGACAGCUGGGGGCAGUGGGUCACCUCCGUUUGAAGGUCGGUAUAUAAUUCGUCCAUACCAUAACGUCGUCGAUGCCAGGGACCCCCUGGUACGAACCGUCGUCAUCUUGCCAAAAACCUGGUCCCCACCCAUCCCUUCCCCCGCUACAUCCACGAGCAUCCAAGACGCACCCACUAUUCGCAUACCCGUUGAACACUCCUUUCUGAGUAACAUAAAGUGGCCUCACUACCUGCAAAGCUUGCAGGCAGACCCCGCUAAGCUUCGAGCGCUUGUAAAGCUGCCCAACCCGCACCGCGUCUCACAUUUGUCUGAGAGGCAAGAACGCUUAGAACUUGGCCUGUCUGAGGUUCACAAUCUUUACAAGAGCUAUCUUAAGGACGCCAAUCAAUUUGUUGAAUCACACCAUUCAACCGUUCGAAGCGCCCUGACGUUUGGCACCCGUGCCAAGUACAGGCUACUCUCAGAAAAAACUUACUAUGCAUACAGAACGCCCAUGAUCCGGACCAUUUGCAUGCUCAUUCGCUUCAUGCAUUUCAAAAUGCGCAGAAAAAGGAGCCGCUCUACUGGAAACAAGUCUCUUCAAGCUAAACGGUCCCUUGGCACAUUCACUGUGGCAGGGAAUGCGGUACAAUUUAUGGCUGCCCAGGCACUCUAUCGAUAUAUCAUUACCACCGAACGCACAAGCUCCAACAUCCUCUCAGAACUUAUUCACGACUUGGUAGCCUCAUUAGUCAGGCAGGAAAUUAGGAGCAGCGAAGUUAUGGAGUGCCCCACAGACCAAGCUUUAUUCUUAUCUUCUAUCCGAGGCGAGGACCAAUUUCAACGUGCUAACCCCCUUACUCGAGAUUGCGCUCAAUUCUCUCACAACUUCUAUGCUAUUAUCGCCCAGUUCUCCCGACUCAAGGAUGGCAAUAUUGCAAAAUUUACGCCUUUCGAUGAGGCCAGCUGGAUGGAGGGAAAAGGGGAAGGGUAUCAAGCAACUGGACCGGAAGAGUUGUUGGAGGUAGAUGGAGCGGCUGAAGGUGAGAUGGAAUUAGAAGAAGACGGCGAGGAUGAGGACCAGGACCAGGAUGACACCAUGUUUGAGUUGUUUUCUGAUGAGAGCGACUCAGAAGGUGAGGCGGAUGAAGAAGGUUACCAGCAAAGUGCAGGCGGUGAAUACCUGGGGUGCAUUGCGGCGGAAGGAACCUUUAUGGAGGCAAUCAGCUCAUCGUCGCAUAGUCUUGGAACCGCCAAAAACAUGGCGGAUCCAUCAUCAGAUCUGCUGGCAAUUAUUGCAGAAGAAGUGCGCUUCUUGAAGCCAGUGGCCGGCGAGCACCCUGGCUAUUCUACCCCCUUCGAUAGAUUCAAAGGUACUUGGCAUGCUGCCAGUAGGGAGGCGUUUAGAGAGUGUCGCAAAUUUGGAUUUUCUUUUAGCGCAGACGGCCAAUGCCUCACUAUACAGGACACAAAUCUGCAGCCCAAGACUAUUCCGUUCUCACAACUUGCGACCUGCGUGCAAAUCCUUUUCAGACAGUUGGAUUCACAUAUUCUCCUAACCAUUCCCAGUGAUCUUCACCAUUUGUACCACGAAUUCGAAGCGGACAAGUUCACUGACAACCUUGUCGAACCAAAAUCAAUUUUUAAGCAGGAGGGUAACACUCAAAUCCUGGCGCGGAUCAUUGCUGAGGUUCAGGCUGGCAUACUAAGGCCAGGUAUGACAAUAGACGAGAAAGCAGCCCAUCAGCAGCUCAAGCAAUGGGAUGAUAUUGUGCCUCUAAUCAUUGCUGCAUUUUGCCUUACCUGCGGAGUUCCUCCUCGUGGUUUCCAGAUUCAUUCUAUGUUAUUCGACCACUGCCCGAUUACUGAUAAAGACCGUAACCUCUUCAUUAUUGACGGCUUGCCAGCUCUUGGCAACCCAGUUGCAAAGCAGCGGGACAAAGGCGUUCAAGAGUGUCUCUGGCUUUUCCCACAAGCCCUUGCUCGACCAUUUCUAUUUUACCUUGGAGUUCUUAGGCCUACUAUACAAAUACUUCUCAAGGACCUUGGGUACAACACCGCAUACCAAGGUACCCACAUUUUUACCCGUGCAAUUCCACAGCGUCGACCAGACCUCUCACAAUUCUGGAAUGGAAGUGAUGUCAACCAGGCCCUUCAGCAGGCCACUACGUCACUCCCAAUUCAGCUAACUUGCGCAAUGCUAAGACACAUCAUCAUUGCAGUAUUUCGUCAGCACUUUCCAGAUCUUUGGGAUCAUGAUGGUCUGUUUGGGUUGUCCAUGACAGACCGUCAAGCCUCACAAAGCGGACCACUGCACUACGGACAAGUUUACUCCAUCCCACCCGCCCUAGGCAUGACGCUUCAACAGGCAAAGCGCUACAUCACCAUUAGCCAGAUGCUGCAAACGACUUACGGACUCAGACCUGCAGAUGAAGCCUGGAAGGACUUGUUGAUCGGGUCCCAUUUAUUUGCGACGUCCAAACACCUCGAUUAUGCGUUCUCCGUUGCUCGAUGGACUGUAAUGCAGCAAUAUGGCCUAUGUGGCAAAGCUUCUGAGAUCAAGAUGAUGGCUCAGAAUGUUCUAAAAGGCGCUCCUUACAUUCAGAAUCACACUGCGGCAUUCCCAUCUAAGAUUGGGGACGCUGUACUAAUUCAAGUGUCAAGCGCUGUUCUGUUUGGACCAAACGCGCCAGAGAACUUUAGCACACCACCCCUGGGCGGGUAUCUGCCUACUGAUAUAGCUCAUGCCGUAGCUUUUAUUAUAUUAGCCAUUGAAGAGUGGGCUGACGGUGCCUUCCAGCCAAUGCAACUAACUCAAUCGUCCGCUUCGCGCCAUCUCAAGGAGCUUCACGCUGCAGCAGAGAAGAUCAUGGGUCUACUCAAAGUAUCCAAUACUGAAGGGUGGAUCAAACUAAGCGCUGAGGUCCACACUUUCCGACUUACGCGCUUUGUAGCCAGGCAGGUAUGGAAUGUUCGAGGUCUGCCGCUGGCAGAAGAAGGUGGGAUCAACAGUGAACUGCCUCCAUUGCCAUUAGCUGCAGCGCCCCAUGGCCAGCUGCCUUGUUACGUCCCAUCAACAUGUGAACAGGCCCUUCAUGCCAUCGGACCUUUGAAGGCGCGCGUCUGCGCUAUGAGAGGAGCUAAGGAGGGCAAAGAAAAUGAUGGAAUCACUUUCUUGCCUAUGAAGCGCAAGGCCAAGCUCACCAAUCAACAUGUCAACAAACUAUAUGCGCUCUCUGGGCUACUGAAAUCAAAUGCUGCUGCUGUUAAAAAAGAUGAGCGUGGUAGGUGGAUGGAGCAUAUCGAGGGCUCAGAAAUCCGUGUUUGCGGAAAAACAACAUCCCUGCUAAACACGCUCCUCCCAACCUCACCCUCCUCUCAAGUCAACCUCCAAUCAAACAUCAGCCUCCCUACGUCAGAAAAUGCGCCGCCCCCAAUCCAUGCAAAUUCACAUGCUUCGAUGCUUUCUGAUCCAUUGUCCGUGUCUACGUCUGCUCUGACACUCUCUGCAAUUCAGGAGGAGGGAGAGCAAGGGGGGUCUUUGCUCCAUGCGUUGAUAUCAGCCUUGAUCGAACCUGUCCAGUUCAGCGUUGAUGGCAAGACAGAUAAAGAUGGCGAAUUCCAGGAGAAUAUUGUUAGGUGAGUCCAAUCUUAAUCGCACCUUUCCUUCCUGUUUCCACUCUCGCAUUGGGUUGUUGAUAUUGGGACGGAACUAGGAUAUUGUAUACAUCAGCGACGAGCUGCAACGGCACUUUUUCAGCUGUACAGA